Messenger RNA from Brassica napus (rape), 819 nucleotides. Its product is annotated as glutathione S-transferase F13. The transcript has 3 exons. Bases 74 to 730 code for a protein of 218 amino acids. Gene Ontology annotation, cellular component: cytoplasm. Gene Ontology annotation, molecular function: glutathione binding; glutathione transferase activity. The record is from RefSeq and is a predicted model, not a curated record. Lineage: Eukaryota; Viridiplantae; Streptophyta; Magnoliopsida; Brassicales; Brassicaceae.
AACAAGAUCACAGUUCUAUCUCGCACUCACUCUCUCUUCCGCGUUACGACGUUAGUGUGUGAUAAAAACAGAAAUGGUGAUGAAGGUGUAUGGAGAUGGGAUGUCAGCGUGCGUGGCACGUGUUCUUCUCUGUCUUCACGAGAAGGAGACUGAGUUUGAGCUUGUCCCGGUCGAUCUCUUUGCUUGCCACCACAAGCUCCCUUCUUUCCUCUCCAUGAACCCCUUUGGCCAAGUUCCAGUUCUACAAGACGAAGAUCUUACCCUUUUUGAGUCGAGGGCAAUCACGGCAUAUAUAGCAGAGAAACACAAAGACAAAGGAACAGAUCUGACGAGACAUGCAGACAAAGAAGCAGCCAUUGUGAAGCUGUGGUCGGAAGUGGAGUCCCACCACUUCAACCCCGCGAUCUCCGCCGUCAUCCACCAGCUUAUAGUUGUGCCGCUUCAAGGCAAGACUCCUGAUGCAGCCAUCGUGGAGGAGAAUCUGGAGAAGUUAGGGAAAGUGCUCGAUGUGUACGAAGAGAAGCUCGGGAAGACAAAAUACUUGGCCGGAGAUUCUUACACACUCGCGGAUCUCCACCACGUUCCUUACACUUACUACUUCAUGAAGACGGGUCAUGCUGGUUUGGUCAACGACCGUCCUAAUGUCAAGGCGUGGUGGGAAGACCUUUGUUCUCGUCCGGCUUUCCUUAAAGUCUCUCCUGGCUUGACCGUUGCUCCGGCAACGAACUGAUCCAAAGAUUCUCUACAUCUUGUCUUUAUGUUUCUCUGAUAAGGUGUUUCAUUUGGGUUGUUGUUUUUCUUUUGCAUUUACUAUUUGUC